AUGAAUGCAAAUAGAACUGACUGGUCUCGAAGAUUAGAUGACGCACUAUGGGCGUAUUGCACUGCAUACAAAACUCUGAUCGAUAUGUCAUCGUAUCAGUUAGUUUUUGGGAAAACUUUCCAUUUACCAGUCAAGUUGGAACAUAAAGCAAUGUGGGCAUUGAAAGCUCUAAAUCUGGACUGGACAAAAACUUCAAAGGAGAGAGUAGAGCAGUUAAACGAGUUGGACGAAUUCAGGUUUAAAGCUUACGAAAGUUCAGCUCUCUAUAAGGAAAAGAUGAAGAAAUGGCAUGAUGUUAUAAUACUUAAGAGAGAGUUUAAGUGGAUUUAUGAGCGAGACAAAGUACUCUUGGUGAAUCGCCGAAUCACUUCCACGAGUACAAUUCAGUUCACCUUAUGGCUUCUAAUGAAAUGGGCUAAGAUUAUGGAGCAUUUGAUGGGACACCUUCACCAUUCGGUGUAG
This is a messenger RNA of Solanum verrucosum, 462 nucleotides long. RefSeq lists its product as uncharacterized. Lineage: Eukaryota; Viridiplantae; Streptophyta; Magnoliopsida; Solanales; Solanaceae. Bases 1 to 462 code for a protein of 153 amino acids. Gene Ontology annotation, molecular function: nucleic acid binding. The transcript has 2 exons. The record is from RefSeq and is a predicted model, not a curated record.